AUGUCUCUGAACCCCCAGAAAACACCCGUUCUCGCCGUCGUCGGCGUUGGUCCUGGCAUUGGCGAAGCUGUAUCGCGACACUUCGCUGCGCAAGGCUUUACCGUCGCGUUAAUCGCCCGCACAGAGUCUAAACUCCGCGACAUACAGGACUCGAUCAACGCGCAGUAUGGUUCCAACCGCGCCAAAUAUUAUGUCACCGACGUACGCGAUGAAAAAACAGUUAUCUGUACCUUCAGCGAUAUCCGCUCCGACCUUGGCCCUGUGCAUGUCCUGAUUUACAAUGCCGGGUCGAGACGUCUUCGUCAGCGCAAUAUCCUGGAGACACCCUCCGAGGAGUUCGACAGUUUCGUGCGCAUCAACCUGUUCGGAGCUUUCUAUGCUUCCAGAUGCGUGUUGCCGGAUAUGCUUACAGCCGGUGCCGGGACCAUCCUCUUCACUGGUGCUACGGCUUCGGUGCGCGGGAGUCCCGGGUUAGGUGGGUUUUCUCCGGGGAAGUUUGGUCUACGGGCUCUGUCACAGAUGAUUACGCGCGAGUUUCAAGAAAAGGGCAUUCAUGCGGCGCAUGUGAUUGUGGAUGGACCGGUCGAGAGUGAUAUCAUCGGUGAGUAUGUGAGGAAGAGAUGGGAGAAGGAGGGUGCCGGGGAUAAGGUCAAUGAGAAGGAUAGAUAUCUUAUGCAGCCGAAGGAUUUAGCCAGUGUUUAUUGGUACCUGUAUACUCAGCCGAGAAGCACCUGGACGCAGGAGUUGGAUGUGAGGGCUCAGAGGGAGGCCAUGUUUUCGAAGUUGUAA
This is a messenger RNA of Aspergillus tanneri, 789 nucleotides long. Its product is annotated as SDR family oxidoreductase. Bases 1 to 789 code for a protein of 262 amino acids. Lineage: Eukaryota; Fungi; Ascomycota; Eurotiomycetes; Eurotiales; Aspergillaceae. The transcript has a single exon. The record is from RefSeq and is a predicted model, not a curated record.